CUCUCUCUCUCUAUGUCCUCUCUCUCUAUGUCCUCUCUCUCUAUGUCCUCUCUCUCUAUGUCCUCUCUCUCUAUGUCCUCUCUCUCUAUGUCCUCUCUCUCUAUGUCCUCUCUCUCUAUGUCCUCUCUCUCUAUGUCCUCUCUCUCUGUUUCCUCUCUCCAGUCACCAGGUGUUUGAUGACAUGCCUAUCAAGGGUAUACGGUACCUGUCCCAUUCUACUGACUCUCUGUGCAAGACCAACCUGGUCAAUGAAUCUACAGAGUCACUCACAGACGAAGGCACAGAGAUGAUUGACAGUCAGCUAAUGGGGGAGUUUGAGGAAGACCUGAAAGAGCUGGAAGCAGACUCCUGGAGCAACGUUAUGGACAGCAACUUCCUCAAACAUCUGAAGAAGGACGUCAUCAAGAGACAGGAGGUCAUCUACGAGUUGAUGCAGACAGAGAUGCACCACGUGAGGACCCUGCUGAUCAUGAUGGAGGUGUACAGUAAGGGUCUUGUGAAGAAGCUGCAGCUGGAACCUCAGACAGUAGACAGGCUGUUCCCUGCCCUGGGGGAGCUCCUGGACCUCCACACCUCCUUCCUGACACGUCUCCUGGAGAGGAAGAGAGAGAGCCAGCUGGAGGGGGAGGACAGAGGAUUCAUCAUCAACAAGAUAGGAGACAUCCUGGAGACACAGUUCUCAGGGACCAAAGCAGCGAUAAUGAAGAGAGUCUACGGGAAGUUCUGCAGCCGCCACAACGAGGCCGUAAACAUCUACAAGGAGCUGCACUCCAAAGACAAACGCUUCCAGGCCUUCAUCAGGAAGAAGAUGAGUAGCAGUAUUGUCCGGAGGCUAGGUAUCCCAGAAUGCAUUCUGUUAGUCACCCAGAGGAUCACCAAGUACCCCGUCCUGAUGCAGAGAAUACUACAUCACACCAAAGAGAAUGAGGAAGACCAUGAUGACCUGAGUGAUGCUCUAUACCAGGUCAAGGAGGUCAUCACUGCAGUGGACAGCAAGGUGAACGAGCAUGAGAAGAAGAGGAGGCUGAAGGACAUCUACAGCCGAACAGACAGCAAGUCCAUUAUGAGGAUGAAGAGCGGUCAGAUGUUUGCUAGAGAGGACCUGCUCAGAGGGAGAAGAUUGCUGUAUGAUGGACCUCUGCAGCUGAAGAACUCACAGGGGAAACUCAAGGAUGUAACUGCCAUGCUUCUCUCUGAUAUCGUCGUCUUCCUACAGGAGAAAGACCAAAAAUUCGUCUUUGCCUCUCUGGACCAGCGCUCCACGGUCCUCUCCCUCCAGAAGCUGAUCGUUAGAGAGGUGGCUAACGAGGAGAAGGGUCUCUUCCUGAUAACAGCAGGGACGGAGAAACCAGAGAUGGUGGAGGUACACACUGCAACCAAGGAGGAACGCAACACCUGGAUGCAAAUCAUACAGGAGGCCAUGCAGUCCAUAGAGAAAUAUGAGGAUGAGGAGAACCCCAGUGAAACAGAGGAGGACAAGAGACUGCUGGAGACCAAAGCUAAGGAGAUGAGAGGUGAGGAGACUCCCUUGACCAUAGACCCCCUCAGCCACUCUCAGCCCAUCCCACCUAUCACCACAGACCCCCUCAGCCACACUCAGCCCAUCCCACCUAUCACCAUAGACCCCCUCAGCCACUCUCAGCCCAUCCCACCUAUCACCACAGACCCCCUCAGCCACUCUCAGCCCAUCCCACCUAUCACCACAGACCCCCUCAGCCACACUCAGCCCAUCCCUCCAAGAGACUGCUGGAGACCAAAGCUAAGGAGAUGAGAGGUGAGGAGACUCCCUUGACCAUAGACCCCCUC
Oncorhynchus keta (chum salmon) is the source of this 1806-nucleotide messenger RNA. Its product is annotated as A-kinase anchor protein 13-like. The coding region runs from base 182 to 1771 and encodes 529 amino acids. Lineage: Eukaryota; Metazoa; Chordata; Actinopteri; Salmoniformes; Salmonidae. The transcript is spliced from 10 exons. Gene Ontology annotation, biological process: regulation of Rho protein signal transduction; positive regulation of canonical NF-kappaB signal transduction; adrenergic receptor signaling pathway. Gene Ontology annotation, molecular function: guanyl-nucleotide exchange factor activity; MAP kinase scaffold activity. Gene Ontology annotation, cellular component: actin cytoskeleton; membrane. The record is from RefSeq and is a predicted model, not a curated record.